GCCCCAACUUAACGAAAGGCAAAGCAGGAAGCACCUUGAAGGUUGGGCAGGGUUGGCCGGGGCCUUACCGGGUUAAUGUGGAAUCUAUAAUGCCAGCAGCCUCUGGGCACGUACGUGAAGGUGUCCCCGUCCACCGCUGCGAACACGCCCCACGGCAGUCAAGGUCCUUAUCGCCAGGAGUCAACAGUCAGGGCUCGGGGAGGGGAGCGACUGGGGAAGCGGGGUCGGUGUCAGCGAGUGAAUCCCACCCAUGCCUCAGGGUGUCUGCGUGGAGGGCGCUCCAGACACGCACCCUGUCCCCAGCGGCUCCCCCUCUGCCCAGCGCGGUCCUAGAAGGCCAGACAUUGGCCCGUGGCCACCUGCCAAGUAGGGCCGGGACCCGGGAUCAGGGGAAAGGGCCUCGCAGGCGGCCCGAGGGCCCUCAGAGACUGCCGCCGCGGCCACUCCCUUAGACUCUGGACGUGCGGGGACCGGGGGCGCUCUGCCUCCGCCUUAUAAGAAGCCGGGCGCGGGGCCGGCAGCGAGGCCGAAGGCGGGCACGGGGCUCGGCCGCGCAGGGGCGCGCCCACCGGCGGCGGCUCGGCGACAUGGGCCGCUACUCUGGCAAGACGUGCCGGCUUCUCGUCAUGCUGGUGCUCACCGUCGCCUUCUUCGUGGCCGAGCUGGUCUCGGGCUACCUGGGCAACUCCAUCGCGCUGCUGUCCGACUCCUUCAACAUGCUGUCCGACCUGAUCUCGCUGUGCGUGGGGCUGGGCGCCGGCUACGUGGCGCGGCGACCCCGCGGGGGCCUGGGGGCCACCUACGGCUACGCGCGCGCCGAGGUGCUGGGCGCGCUGAGCAACGCCGUUUUCCUCACGGCGCUCUGCUUCACCAUCACCGUGGAGGCCGUGCUGCGGCUGGCGCGGCCCGAGCGCAUCGACGACCCCGAGCUGGUGCUCAUCGUCGGCGCGCUGGGGCUGGCCGUCAACGUGCUGGGGCUGCUCAUCUUCCAGGACUGCGCCGCCUGGCUCGCCUGCUGCGGCUCCCGCCGCCGCCGCCGCCCGCCGCCGCAGCGCGAGCAGCCCCAUUUUGGUGAGAAUGCCUUCAGGGACCACGUUCCUCCCCGUAGUGGCACCUUGUUUCCAGGAGCCUUCGCUAAUUGUCUGCUCUUCCUUGUCAUAGUGAGUAAACUCUCGGCCGUGCCCGGGAUUAGUAGUGUACACGAAGUGCACGUCUGGGAACUGAUAAGCGGAAAGAUCAUCGCCACCCUGCACAUCAAGUAUCAGAAGGACAGGGGCUAUCAGGACACCAGUAGGAAAAUCCGAGAAAUUUUCCACGGUGUGGGAAUCCACAAUGUGACCAUCCAGUUUGAGCAGGUGGACUUGAAGGCCCCCGUGGAGCAGAAGGACCUCUGCAGCUCACCCUGCAUCUCCAAGGGCUGUGAGAAGCAGCUGUGCUGCCCGCCUGGGGCCCUGCCUCUGGCCCAUGUCAAUGGCUGUGCCGAGCACAACGGCUGUCCCCCUCUAGAUGCAUACCGAAAUGGUAGCUUCCGGAGGCAAGAAACAGCAGAAGUGGCUAUUGAAUUAUCUUUGGACAGCUGUCUGAGUGACCACGGACAAGCUCUUAGCAAAAUUCAGGAGGACCAACAUUAUGUCAACAGCACACAUUUUUGAUCUGGUCCCCACAUAAACAGACUGUAUAGAUGAGGUGCUCUGGCUUGUGGAAAGACCUCUGUGGGCUGUAGACACUGAUCAAAUCUGCGGUGCGGUCGCUCUGUGUUCACAAGGGGCUGGUUGUGCGGGAUGUUAAUUGCAUGCGUCUGUUAAUUUCUGUGUGACUGAGAACCCCUUUGCCUUGUCCUGGGGUCUCAUGUUGCUUUUCAACGAACCCACUGUUUUCGUUCGAGCAUUUAUUUCAAGAAGCAAACUGCGCUAGUAUGCAUGUCAGGGACAUUGAAGGCUGGGACUCCGUGGCUGUGGACACGGGAUUCAAAAUAGUUCUAGUUUUAAAGAGAUUAGAACUCGUAGCUGACUCUCAGGUGAGCUCAUAGCCAAGUACAUCGAAAAAGCUUAAGAAUCAUGAUUGCUAUUUUUCUUUCAUUCACUCGAAAAUCACAAAAAAGGAAAGUUGGAUAGUCCUGCCACUGCGGAAAUUUUUUUCUUUGACUCGUUGUCGAAUAAAUGUAAAAUGAACACCUUUUAAGGUAGAAAAUACUCUCAGAACGUUAGAGGACGUGGAGUUUAUUAGGGGAAGACAGGAAGAAAAUGCUUUCUGACUACCUCUUUGUUUUGUGAGGUGGAGAGAAAACUCAUGUUUACUUUCCGCUGUGAAAUGAACUACAGCUGUGGGGUGCUUCAGAUGUUUAAUGCAUAAAAUACUUUUUUUUUCACUUGGAAGUGUGGGAAUAUUUCCACUUCCUAAGGUAUGAGACAAUACUUAUAUACUGUCUUGCAAAAUCAGUCCUGUUGGGACUGUUCUCAUUUAUUGCUUAAUGACUUAUUUGUCCAAUUUCCUUUGGGUUUUUUUUAAUAUGAUCACACUGAUACGUGUAGCAUUUACCAGAAGAACAUGGGUAUUCCUGAAAUAGAAUAUAUGACACUGAGUAUUCAUUCCUGCCAAAAAAUAAGCUAGAUUGAUUUUUCUUCCACUAGACGUAUUUUAAAGUAUUUAUUAUAGUUGCCAACUAAUAACUUGAUGGAAAAGAGUAUAUGUAGGGAAAGAUGAGAAUUAAUUUAAUUGCUGCCUUUUAAUAUGUUUUGAGGAGCUUACAAUUUCCUUUAUUUCCUUUUCUGACUCUGACCCAUAUUACCAAUUGCAAAUAAAUUCAUUAGACUCUGAUUUGGAUCCAUAAUCGACUUACAUUAACAUUGGAGAAGCAUCUGUCCUGUAUUGAACACAUUGUUUAGGCACCAGUAUUUUAAUCAGAACAGUCUCAAAAUGGGUCUGAGAAAGUGGGAGAUGCCCUCAUAGAGAACUAGAGUCUUCUCUGAUGCGUUGCAAAAUUGGACCGACAACGGUCAUCUCUUAGGCUCCAGGCACUGAGGUCUCUUUACAAUCUGCACAGUAGUCAACAGAAAUGCUGGGUUAGUAACAGAAAAAGUGCCCACAUUUUUCAGCACUAAUCCCAUCUAAAAAAAAAAGUCUUAGCGUUCAUUCUAAGGCUGAAAUAAGUAAGCAGCUGUGAUCAGUAGGAUAGGAAUUUUUUUCACUUCUUGAAAAUUUAGGAUCUGAGUUUAAAUUGGCCAUGAGUUAGGUAAAUGCAGUUUUAUCCCUAGGAGAUUGUUGGACUAGUCAGUAUAGCCAAAAAAGCGGUAAAAAAAGAUGACAUUUUUAUUUUUAAUACUAAAAGUAUAGCAUGUACUCACAAAAACCACAGGGUUCUCUUUGAAGCUCACCACGGUGAUGAGUGAUUGAGAUUCUAGACAAAUGUUGGUUGAGGUGUCUUGACUGGAACCAAAGAAGAAAUCUGUCCCUCACUUCCAAAUUUGAGGGUCUCAUUUGAUUUCACAUCGUUCUGCUUUAAUUAAAAGAUUAUAAUUGUAUAGUUGCUGUGCAGCUGGCCAAAGAAUUGUACACUAGUUCAUAUCCAGAUAAUGUUCUUUGCGUCUCUAAAGUAUUUUUUAGGAAAGGAAAAGACUGUCAAUAGACAUUUUGAGUGCAUUAACGUGCUUGGACAAGCUAAUUAAAUGCAAUAUUUUUGUAUGGGGCUAGACAGUCUCCUUUGUCAUCUCUAGCACUGGGUGCCUGCAGUCUGGUAUUUUUACUUGGGUUUUACUCUCCGUUUAGUUGUCCUGCAGUUUAAUUCUCCCGAGGAAAGGUGGGACUCUUCUUUUCCUCUUUGAGUCAACCUUGCCUGGUGGGGCAGUAGAUCUGAUGAACAGUGACCAACCCUGUUUUCCUCUGAGAUUAGAAUAAUGCUGUUGUUUACUCUCGAGUUCCCAUGUGCUUAGGUCAGUUCCAGAAAACUUUCUCUUUUUUUUUAAGGUGAUGAAAAUAAUUUUUUAAAAGUCUAGGGCAUCCUCUGUGUGUGAGGUCAGGACCAGCCAUCCUGCACGCUAACCCAGAGGACACAUAGGAAGGUGCUUGCCGCUGCCCUCUGUCCUUCCAUCUCCAUAGAAAGAGUCCUUUCCCCAUAAUUUCAGCACCGGCUGUGGGAAAUCCUGUGUCUGCUUUUAUCCUCCAAAUUUCAACUUUGGUUUUGAAAAUAGAGAUGAAUUGUUUUCAUGGCACUUGGCUAUUAUGAAUAUCCAUUAGGGCUACCGGGCUCCAGUGGGGACAGAAAAAAAGUAUGAUCCCUCUAAUUGUUGAUAAAAUAGCAAUAAAAUAGGGAGACAUUAUUUGAGGAAGAAUUAAAAAUACUCUCUAUAUUGGUUACUUUUUUUCUUUUUGCCACCAGCUGGCCAAACUCUAGUGGGGGGUAAAUCGGGAAUGCCAAAUUUCUGUAGGAAAGAGUGCUUUCAAGAUCACAGAAAUCACCGAGGUGGAUUUGGGAUUACAGUAAGGCGGCUGCUGUGUAAGUAGCAAGAUUUUUUGUUAUGCUUUCUCAGCAUUAGUGACAUUUUCAGCUCCUUGCUAUGUGGGUCCUGUGAUGGUGGGGCGUUGGGCAGCAGCUCUGGCCCCUGCCCACUUAGAUGCCCCCCCACGAAUCCUGGCAACCGAAAAAUGUCUGCAGACGUUGCUACAGUCCUCUGCGGGCAAACUGGUCUCUAGUCCUGAGCUGCUGAGUUAACCUAAGGGUAGUUGAGAAUUAUUGUUGAUAAAAGUCCCUCCAGAGCCCUGUAAUCAUUUUAAUAGAAUCGGUUCUGCAGAAUUCACUCUUUAAAAAAUAUUUUUUCAAGGAGAGAUCAAACUGUUCAUCAAAAUGACAGUCAUCUCUACACAGGAACUUCAGACAUUUAAAGAAAAGAUAUAAUUUGGGGGGGGGGAAGGCCUUACAAAUCUGAUUAGGCAAAUCAGCCAUUAUAACAGUGAAUUAAAUGAAGAAAAAAGCAUUUGUUCUCACUGUUCUGUCAUGACCCCUUAAACUCGUGAAUGGCCUCAGUUUGAUGAACUCCCUACAAAAUGAGACCAGAAAAUACCAGGAUGAUUGAUUCUUGGGGCUCAGGUGUUUAGUUCAUCACUGGUUUUACACUUGAUGAUGUUUCUUCUAUUGGUUCCAGACAAGCAGCUCAUCUCGGUGCUAAGGACAAGUUCAGAUGCUAAAAAAAAUCCUGUACUGUCUGUGGUUAGCUUAAUCCUUUGCCAACUCAUAUCACGUUUUUUCCCGGAGGACAAGAUACAUUUCCUGUUUUUAAAUAUAUUUUUACACUCUUGUCAUUAAAGACUACAAAAAGGACUGUGUCAGAAAGAAAAUGAGGAAACAUGACCUGAUUUGGGUUUUGAAUUUAGACUGAAUAAUGAGUAUGCCUGUUCUCUAAGCUCCGCCGUUCACCUGCUAAAUUGUUCUGUAUUUGUACUUCUGAGUGUAUUUGCACACGAGUCGCCACAGGUAGGAAUGAAGGCAUUGAAUCAGGAAAGUAGCUGCUCAAGUGAAAGCUGUAUCAGACCCUAAUCCUCACCGUGAUCUAAAUGUUUUUAUGAAUUUGGAGAUCAGCUAAUGCGGAUGCGACAUGUUCGGGACCUUCUCUUUUCAGGUGUUUUAUUCCGGACCUUUUUGUUUACAUGGAACUUUCUUGAAUAUUGCUGGAUGGAUCGGCUGUCUCCUCUUGGUACAAAGCCAGGCGAGCGACAAUGAACCUACUAUGAAUUCUAAUGGGAAUCAUCUAGGAAGGACGAUGCGUUUUGGAAGGAGAGCGACCCCUUCCGGGACUGAAGUUUAUGUUACAGUAUUAUGGAGUUUUGUUGCUUCAAGUCUUCCUUCUGUCUUCACAGGCGAUUUUGCCACAGUGUAAUUGUCACGUUUGCGGGAACUAUUAAAACUUUACGAUACAAAGUUAAAAUAGCUCAUCGCUAAUUGCAUGUGAAAUUCCCCCAGUAAUGUAUGCACAUGCAUUCCUGUAACAGUGACAGGUGUUCGGUGGUGCUGUAAAAUAAAGAAAAAAACACACACACACAACACACGACUGAGAUGUUGGUG
Messenger RNA from Ailuropoda melanoleuca (giant panda), 6055 nucleotides. RefSeq names its product solute carrier family 30 member 10 (gene SLC30A10). NCBI's taxonomy places the organism in Eukaryota, Metazoa, Chordata, Mammalia, Carnivora, Ursidae. Gene Ontology annotation, molecular function: zinc ion transmembrane transporter activity. Bases 588 to 1652 code for a protein of 354 amino acids. The record is from RefSeq and is a predicted model, not a curated record. Gene Ontology annotation, cellular component: membrane. Gene Ontology annotation, biological process: intracellular zinc ion homeostasis; manganese ion transport; detoxification of zinc ion. The transcript has 2 exons.